Messenger RNA from Paramisgurnus dabryanus, 1958 nucleotides. RefSeq lists its product as uncharacterized. Lineage: Eukaryota; Metazoa; Chordata; Actinopteri; Cypriniformes; Cobitidae. The record is from RefSeq and is a predicted model, not a curated record.
UGUUGACCUUUGCAGUUAGGAUCUUUUGGUUACUGAAUUGGUUUGCAACAUAGUUGAUUUGAAUACCACUGUUGUGAUGCCGUGGGUUAAGUAUCUUUUACUUCUCACAACGGCUGUGAUGGUAGUGAGCUCUUUAGGAGUUCGCCGUGAUGCCUUUUCAGAUAUGGGUGUUUCAUAUGAUUCUACUGCUAGUAGUACAAUCAGUUUUGGUAAACUUAUUAUUGGCAACGGGCUUCGGAGUACAACGUUGAAUGAUACUGAUGAAAGACAAGCGCAUGGGGAAGCAAAAUUUAAUCUUGCUGAGGCGAAGUUGAAACAUCUGGGUCCUUCUGUGCACUGUGGUGAUGAUACUAUGACCCUGCGUGUUCCUGGACCAAGAAUGCCCCACUUUCUGGUUGAUAAAGGAGAUGGGACUAAAGUGCCUCUGUCUGAGAUUCCACCCAGCUGUGGUUACUCUGUGAAGAGGGUGCGCCGGGAUGUUUCGCUUGUUGCGCCGUACAAUGGUUGUGGUCAUGUCCAACAACAGAGUGGAGCUUAUGUUCUGCCUCUGGUAAUACUGGGGGCAACAGUGCAGAUGUCAUGCCCAAUGAAUCCUCCUGCCCUUCCUAAAGUUUCUUGCUUCCCUUCUGGCAUGGUUGUCUCACUUGGGCAGAGCGCUGAUACUGUUAAGAUUAAAGUUGAUGGAUCAUGGCAGCCUCUGCUACUGGCAUAUUUUAAGUGCAAGUUCACCCUGGACACUGCUCGUGGUGAUCUGGUUGUCAAUGCACCAUUCAAGGGAACUUGUUGGGAUAUCAAGGAUGCUGAAAGACGCCUUCCUAUGCUUUAUGGUGGCCAUGAAGUGAUACUCACAUGCCCUGACACAUCACCUACAACUGUUGUACCUCAAGACCCUCAGGUGUUUUAUCAAUUUCCAUACGGACAACCAUGGUAUAACUGGGUGCCUGCUACAGCAGCUCCUACCACUACGACAGCGGCUCCUCAGGAUCCUUUUCCCCAGCAACCGUACUAUCCAUAUGGAAAACCGUGGUGGUGGUAUCCCCAGGUGCCUGCUACCAUAGCCCCUACUACUACGACAGCGGCUCCUCAGGAUCCUUUUCCCCAGCAACAGUACUAUCCAUUUGGAAAGCAGUGGUGGUAUUACCAGGUACCUACUACCCAGGCCCCUACCACUACGACAGCAGCUCCUCAGGAUCCUUUUCCCCAGCAACCGUACUAUCCAUAUGGAAAACCGUGGUGGUGGUAUCCCCAGGUGCCUGCUACCAUAGCCCCUACUACUACGACAGCGGCUCCUCAGGAUCCUUUUCCCCAGCAACAGUACUAUCCAUUUGGAAAGCAGUGGUGGUAUUACCAGGUACCUGCUACCCAGGCCCCUACCACUAUGACAGCAGCUCCUCAGGAUCCUUUUCCCCAGCAACCAUACUAUCCAUAUGGAAAACCGUGGUGGUGGUAUCCCCAGGUGCCUGCUACCAUAGCCCCUACUACGACAGCGGCUCCUCAGGAUCCUUUUCCCCAGCAACAGUACUAUCCAUAUGGAAAACUGUGGUGGUAUCCCCGGGUGCCUGCUACCCAAGCUCCUACGACAGCGGCUCCUCAGGAUCCUUUUCCCCAGCAACCCAUGUUCCCUCUACCAAUCUUUGAUCCUUUUCGCAAUCUCCAAAAGGGAGAACCAUUUCCUCAUGGCGUACCCAAGUUUCCUCCCAUCAUCCCAGGCUACCCUGUUCAUGCCCCACCAGCUGAUCUCCCAAAGGGUAUGCAAUAUCCUGCUGACAUGUAUCCAGUUUUUCAUCGCAGACGUAGAUCUGUGUCCAGCGGUCAGUUGCCCCUUUCUUACAAAUCUCGCAGAUAAAGCUUGAGUUGGAUAAGUGAAUCGUUCGAGUAGCUUUUCAUUUAUGCAUAAAAUGAGAAUUGUGACUCGCUCUUUCCUUUUUUCAGGUUCAUUUUUAAUAAAGUUUGAUAUU